Molecule: messenger RNA, 750 nt
Organism: Arabidopsis arenosa
Lineage: Eukaryota; Viridiplantae; Streptophyta; Magnoliopsida; Brassicales; Brassicaceae
Source: the annotation of a GenBank genome assembly
CAUCAAGCAAUUUGCUCAUUAGAGAACAAAGAAAGAAAAAAACAAUGGCAACUCAAGCCGCCGGGAUCUUCAACUCCGCCAUAACAACCGCCGCAACCUCCGGCGUCAAGAAACUCCACUUUUUCUCAACAACCCACCGUCCGAAAUCCCUCUCCUUCACCAAAACCUCAAUCCGCGCCGAGAAAACAGAUUCCAAAGCCGCUGCAGCCCCCGCCGUGAAAGAAGCUCCCGUGGGAUUCACGCCACCGCAGCUAGACCCAAACACACCGUCUCCGAUCUUCGCGGGAAGCACCGGUGGUCUUCUACGUAAAGCACAAGUGGAAGAGUUCUACGUUAUUACAUGGAACUCACCGAAAGAACAGAUCUUUGAGAUGCCGACAGGAGGGGCAGCGAUCAUGAGAGAAGGUCCGAAUCUGCUGAAGCUAGCGAGGAAAGAACAGUGUUUAGCUUUGGGGACAAGGCUUAGAUCCAAGUACAAGAUUACUUACCAGUUUUACAGAGUGUUUCCUAAUGGUGAGGUUCAAUAUCUUCAUCCUAAAGAUGGUGUUUAUCCAGAGAAGGCGAAUCCAGGAAGAGAAGGUGUUGGUCUGAACAUGAGAUCUAUUGGGAAAAAUGUUAGUCCCAUUGAAGUUAAGUUUACUGGCAAACAAAGUUAUGAUUUGUAAGAUGUCAAAAUUAAGAAACCAAAACUAUGUGCAUGUGGUGAUGACUAUGUUUCAUGUUAAUUUUUAAUUAAUGGAUUUUGUUUCA